AAUUGCUCCAUACUGUUUGAAUUUGCUAAUUCUAUUACGCUUUGCCUUUCCCUUAUCGAGUUUUCAUUGUUGAUAGUUUUCCGAUCUUGCUCGGCGGGAUUCCUGCCUGACUUGGUCAUUUUUCCAAUUCUCGUCGUCCCGUUGUUCUUGUAUUUAUUCACCCUCGACUUCUCUUUUAUUUUGCCCCCCAUCUACCUCAACACUAGAGAAAUAAAUAUCCGUUUCCUAGUAAUAACCCGUCUCUCACCCACUAUUACCAACCAUGGUCUCGCUUUGGAAAUCAAAGAACCGGGACGAGGAGGCUCACAGUGGCAGCUCGUCCCCUCAGGAGGGCGAGGCUGACGUUGAGAAUGGUCACCGUCGGACAACCAGGGAGGAGCCCGAUGAGCGGACGCGUCUGCUACCUUCAAACCCAAAUCCUCCUCCCCAUCACGAUGGUUAUCUUGAUCCAGACGAUCCGGCGGUCUCGCCAUACAAUCUCUGGACUGUUCGCGCUCUCCGCUAUCUCUCUGUCAUCUUCCUUGUCGUUUCUUUCCUGUGGUGGGUGCUUUUAUUGGUUUCCAUUUUCGUGUCUCCACCUGGAAUGCACAGCCGUGGCUCUGGUUUCUUCGACUUCUCCUACACGACCUUAACUGUCGGUAACCUGCUCAUGGGUCUAUUAUUCUUUGCAAAUCCUUCGCGAGCUCUGAGGAUCGGCUGCAUGAUCUUGGCAAUAAUCCUACUCAUUGAUAUGAUAAUUAUCCUUGCCGUUGGUCGGAUACGGGUCGAGGAAGGCUGGGUUGGAAUUGCCUCGGUGGUCUGGGCCACUGUAAUUGCUGCUUGGACAGUCGUCACCGACCGCGCCGUUGCUUGGGGUAAGCGGGAAGAGGAAGAGAGGCUUACUGGACGCGCUGAGAAUCGUCGCACGCUGCGUGAAUGGUGUGCAGUUUUCACCUCGGCCGUCAUCAACGUUAUUCUGAUCAUUGUCGCAAUCUUGCUCACUGCGACCCUUAUCCUUCGUUCCCGAGACGCCUCUCUUGCACCAGCAGGCGACCGAUACUAUGUCGACUCGGACAAGUAUCAAAUCCAUCUCGCCUGCGUCGGCAAUCAGACUUACACAGACGAUGGCGAGCCUAACCCGACAGUGCUCGUCGAAGCUGGCGAAGGCACCGUUGAAUACGAUCUGCUUCCCUUCAUCUCCAAUGCCUACAAGAACGGCACCAUCGAUCGCUACUGCUUUUAUGAUCGCCCUGGGUUUGGUUGGUCUGACAAUGCGCCGUCGCCCCACUCUGCUGGCAUGACCGCAGACGUUUUGUCCGAGGUGCUUGCCCAGGCGGGCGAAGAAGGCCCCUGGGUCCUUGUCUCUGCUGGAAUCGGUAGUGUUUACAGCCGAAUCUUCUCCAGUCGCCACUAUCAGCAGGUCACUGGCAUUCUCUUGAUUGAUCCUUUACAUGAAGACCUGCUCUAUCGUGUGGGUGCUCCCGGACGUGGAUUUGUUCUCUGGGCACGUGGAAUCAUCUCCCCCUUGGGCUUUACAAGGCUGGCCGGUGCACUUUUCAAAGGACGUACCCGUGAGGACCGGGUCUACGGCGGCAGUGCUUACCAAGGCGGAAAGUUUAUCAAAGCGAAGCUUCAGGAGAGUCUUGUGGCCAAUUCUCUCACUAAGAGCGAGGUCUCUUCUGCACGGACUAUCCAAGGCCGUGACACGCCGCUGGUUGUUGUCAGCUCGGGCAUUGAAGUCCGACGCAACGCUGAGUGGGAAAAGAAACAGCAUGAUUUGACCACGCUUACGGACAAGCUAGUUGCCUGGGACAUUGUCAGCAAAGCGCCUCACGCCGUUUGGAAGACACUCAGCGGCAGAGAAACUUUGGAGAAGCGUCUGCGUGAGUUGGUGAAAUAAAUUCCACCCACAAGCGCACUGGCUCCGUACGCUCUCAUCCUUUCUUCUGUCAACUAAAUUGAUGAGUAACGAAAUCCUGCUUCUUGUCUCUAUUCCUCCUCGUCUUCUUCUCCUUCUUCCCCCUUUUCCCGCUUUCACUCUGCAACUUUCUAAGUUCAACACAGGUUUUUUUUUUUUUUUUUUUUUUUUUUUU
Molecule: messenger RNA, 2072 nt
Organism: Xylona heveae TC161
Lineage: Eukaryota; Fungi; Ascomycota; Xylonomycetes; Xylonales; Xylonaceae
Exons: 2
Coding region: 263-1879 (538 amino acids)
Source: RefSeq, a predicted model, not a curated record